Cynoglossus semilaevis (tongue sole) is the source of this 2531-nucleotide messenger RNA. It is a transcript of the gene nicn1, whose product is annotated as nicolin 1. NCBI's taxonomy places the organism in Eukaryota, Metazoa, Chordata, Actinopteri, Pleuronectiformes, Cynoglossidae. The coding region runs from base 189 to 845 and encodes 218 amino acids. Gene Ontology annotation, cellular component: nucleoplasm. The record is from RefSeq and is a predicted model, not a curated record. The transcript has 7 exons.
AAGAGAAACCACGUUUAAAGACUUAAAAUCAGAAUUUUAAUUUUUUUACAUGUAUAAUUGUAUAUUUUAUGAGGUUUUUGAGAUACCCAUAACAAUUGCCCGUGCCUAAUGGUAGCACCGUCCUAGUGUUUUUGCGUUUUUCCACAUUAACCGAAGUGACAGACUUCCAUCUCUUAGUGACGGAGGAGAUGAGUGGGGGCACCGCUGAGCGGAAGAUGGUGACCUGCACUGUCAAACCUGCAAUCCACCUACAGAUCGGAGAAGCUAAAUCUGACACAGCUCAGUCUGGGGUUUCUGUGGUUGAUGUGAUGCUGCCUUUUGGAAAAACCAUCAAUAUCCAGGAAAUCACUUUUAAGAACUACUACACUGCCUCUGUGACGGUGCGCUUACUGAGGAAGAAACCUGGUCAUGAAGCCAUGGCCAAGUGGUGCACGGCCCUGAGAAAUCUGGUCCUCAUGGAGAAUCCGCACACGGAGGUGGGGUCACAGGACUACUGCUCCAUCAGUAGGUCAAAGAUGGAAGUGGACCCAGAUCACGUGACCUGUGUGCGCCUGAUUCUAAGGCAGCCGUCGUCAAACUGGCUGACCUUCAGCCUGGAUGAUGUUCAGUUGUACCCCCACACCGAGAUGGACCCAGAAAAGGAGGUUGCUGAUUGGCUAUCAGACCUGACACUGGUGGAUCAACAUCUUGACAUAGAGGGCCUUCCUGACCCUCAGAUGGUGUCAUCUAGUAUUCAGCAGAUGUGGGCUCUUACCCAGGUCAUGCAGAGUGACCAGACCAUGGCAUCUAUUGGAAGAUUUGACGUGGACGGAAGCUACGACAUUGAUUUGAUCUCUUUGACAUGAUGACAACAAACAUGAUGUUGGUUCAGUUUCACACUGAAGAUCUGCUGUGAUGUUACGUUUUGUGCUGCUAUUUUACCCUUCAUUUCACAUGGAUUUAAUGUUAAUAGUAUUUAAUUUUUUAUUUAUGUGUUAUUAUUAAACUAUAAAAUACAUUAACAUGACGAUGUGGUUUAAAAUGAAUAUUUUUCUUCACUACUUUAAUCCUGGAAAUUCUGUCUGCUCAAAAAUAAUUAAAAUUUUCAUCAUUUCUAUCUACAUUUACCAUUAGCAUUGUAACUACAGUUAAUCAAAAUAAACAUUCAAAUGUCAGUGAUUUUUUUAAGUAGAAAAAUAAAUGAAAAAAAAUCAAAGAGUCAUACAUGACAAAAUAAAACAAAAUAAUUAGAGUAAUAAAUGUCUCAAAAUAAGCAACAUCAAAACAACCCUUAACCAAAAGAAAAAUCACAUUCAUAGCUCCCACAGGUGGUGUUGAUGGAUGGAUGAAGUUGACAUUUAGGCUCACGUGCUGCUGAGGCUCUCUGUUGUUCUAGAAGUAUUUAAACUUUCCUCUGGUGUAACAGUUGAAAAAGAGCAUGUCCUAGUUAACCCACUGCAUAAUUAUUCUCUAUAGAAUAGCUGAAAGGAAAUACAUCAAAUAAGAGGCCCAGAAAGAGCUGAAGGGACAGUUCAAAUCUGAAGGCCUAAGUCGAGUGUCAGCUUCUUGCCUGGACCUGUGUCUCAGUGGGUGUUGUUCCAGAGAAAUAUUUCUUUUUCAAGCACAGACGCCAACCUCUUGUUGAAGGGCCUGUAAAAAUACUUAAGGAUUUCUCUAGUAUCAGAAAGCAUUGCACCCAAAGACUUAUCUACUGAAUUCCGAGUGUUUAACAGUCUGCUCCUCAGGCUCCUCUGGGAGAGGAUCUGUAGAGGAACAAAGACAAAUGUUUUUUUUAAGUGUAAAACCUAAAGUAAGUAAGUGAUUCAAACCAGACACAGUAUUAAAGGUAUUCGACACACAAAUAUAUAGUUUGAUUAUUUUCACUUACCCAAGCUAAGAAAAUCAAAAGCUAUUGUCAUUGUCUCUUUCAGAUUUGCUGAGUAGUCUUCAAGGUGCAGAAUCAUAAUUUGUUCUCUACUGAAAACACUCAUCCAGUCCAGUAAGAAGACCACAUACACCUCCAUGUGUACCCUGACCUGUGGGGGGAUUAAUUAAUUUAAUUUAAUUAAAUUAAAAAUGCAGGUGAACAUCUAAAUAACUUUUCUACUGAGAAAGAAGGUAAUCUGCACCUUAACACCAAUGGUUCCUGGUACUAAAAGCUGUCGUCAUUAUGGAACUUUCUCAACGCUUUACGAUUGAUCAAACGUAUUAGGAUAUUGUAAUUUACCCAUACCCAUACCCACCCCCAAAUCUUUGAAUACAUCUUAUCAUAAAAAAGGGCAAAAUUUGAAAUCAGCCAACUCAAAAUAUUUUGACCAUAUUUUCAGAACCAGGAAAUAUUUUGGCUGUCCCCAGAGGCAGAGCCUGGAUCUUUUCAAAACACAGAUAUACAUUUCCAUAAUGGACAGUUCAGGAUUAAAGGAUGAUGUAUUUUAUAUGUAUGAUAUAACCACCACUGUGUCAAGGCUUAGUUGCCUAGAUCUGAAUGAAGACACAUUUGAAGACAUGAAUGAUGUAAUCAAUGAGCUAAUAAAUGACAACUCAUAAAAACA